AUGCUUUACUCUGAAGACAGUACUGACAAUGAGCAAGAAGAUUUGCCUUAUGAUGGAGAUCUACAAGACAGAGAUCAAUACAGUUGUGAUUCACAGAAUUUGGAAGAAUUUAUUUCUAUAGAACAUGUCUCCCCAAGUGUUUCCACACUGACACCUUCUCUUCUGAGCAGUCAUAUAAAAGAAAAUUCAGACUGCAAAAUCCAGCUGUCUCAAAGGAAAAUAAAUAUGGCACUGUUGACCAAAAAAAAUGACAUAGAAUUUACCAUGGCAACAGAAAAGGAAAUACAAGUUGGGGGGUUUAACAGUUCAGAAAGAAAUGAGGAGUUUUCCAGCUCAAAAAUGUCAGAUGUCCUUUUACGUCAUUUUCCAAAAGAAGACUUAACAUGCCAAUUAAUUGAUUCUGAAACUAUCCCAGAGAUAUCAUUUACUGACAGUUUUGAUGAAACAGUGCUAAAUAAAACUAAGAUUUCAGAAAAUACAGGGAUAUUUUCCCCAAAAGAAGAAAUAAAGAAUAUUGAAAGAAAAGUAAAUUGUAACUCAGUUGUCAAAAAUUGGGAUUUGAUCCAAGAUAAGCCAUCUUUAAUGGCCAAAAGUGAUGAUAAUCUUGUUUGUAAUAGCAAAUACUGCAAAGUGAAUAAUUCACAGUUUGUAAUUCAGAAAGAACCUGCAAUUAAUGAAGACUUAAAUUAUAUCUCAACCCCCAAAGAAGAGUAUCAAAACCAACAAUAUUUCCUGGAAAACACUGAAUAUUUUCAUAAUCCCAAAUACAGUGAGCAUCAGAUUUAUUAUGGGUUUUAUGAUUCCUCUGAGAUUGCCCCGGAAGUAAAAGAAUUAAAAGGAAAUAACGAAAGCUUUGUAUUGAAAAGAACUAAAUCUUCCCCAAAUUUGCUUUAUAAAGAUGUUCUAGAAGCAAUUACAUUUUUGGAAUCUGAUACAAUCAAAAAUCAAGAAGAAGAAAAGGGAACAUUUGAACUCAAUCAACAGCUAGAGAUGCUGACAAGACAAGCUGAAGUUCAAAAUCAUAUUGAUCAUCUAAGGUUUCAUCCUAAGAUACCUCCUUGCUCAAAUUCACGUACGUCAGAACAAGCACAAAAUACUGGAAUAGCUUCCAAAAUGUCAGUAUUUUCACCUGUAACCAUUCCUGUGGAGCACAUGCUUGAUUUCUCCCAAUCCCUUCAUUCAGAAUCACAGUCUCAAAAAAUAACUUCAUCCUUAGUGUCAGCUGAUGCAGUAAGACAAUCAUCUAUGAACCCUCCUUUUCUGCAAAAUAUAACAGAUGAUAAGGAACAGAUAUUAAAGAAACAGACUGAAGAGCUGAAAGCAAAUGUUGAUAUAUUUUCUGAGUGUAUUAAACAGGAUGUAUUCUCAGUAGAAGAACACCAUCAGUUUUUGCAACUUUUAAAAGAACAACUGGAGCAACUGGAACAGAAUUAUAUAGCUACCAAGGAAAAGCAUUAUGCUUUGCAAGUUCAAAACCAUAAGCAAUCAUCAAGAAAUAUUGGAGAAUUUGAUCCUAACAGAAAAGUAGAAGGGGAAAUAUUUAAACUUGGGAUGCUCCUUGAAGAUAUCAAAGAGAAAAUUGAGAAGAGAUUCAGUCCAUAUUCUUCAACAGAUAUAACAUCAACAUCACUCAAAUCCCAUCAGUCUCCCGCUUGUUCAAGCUAUUCUGAGAGUCCCUUGAUUACAAGCAUCAGUGAAUCACCAAAAAGGAAUGUUGCAGGAGUAAAUAUUCCCCAAAAUGAGAACUAUUGGAAGAAUAGAAGUUAUCCUAUAGAAGUAACUCCACAGAAGGCCUAUAAAAAAUCUAUACAAGAUGACAGCAACCAUCACUUCCAGCAAAAUCAUGUAGGACUGCAAAAGAAAAGUAUCUGUGAAAAAACAGUGGCAUCUGUGGACAAAGCAGGAGAGCUAACAAAUAAGCAAUCUAUCCAUACUGAAGAAUUUGACCACCACCACAGACCCCUUAAAACAAAUCAGAAUUAUAACAACGAACAAGAAAAUACAGAUGGGAAUUUAAAUGAUUGGAAAAUAAGAUCUUCAGCUUUAGCAAAUUCCAUCAGUCAAAAAUCUGAUGUGGCUGAUUUCACUGUACUGAAGGAACAAGGAAGGUUAGCUUAUUCAUCAGAUAACUAUUUCCUGGAGAGAGUGAGACAUUCUACUGAUGAGCAUAAUAUUAUUAUACAUCCCAGACGGAAAAUACAGUUAUCAAGAAAUCAAAUAUGCUCCUGUUCUUCUAAUAGAAAUAAAAAAAUGGAAUACAGAAAAGCAAACAGAGGAAAUUCUGACUAUGAAAGAUUUUCAGUCUUCUUUGAAGGAAAACCAGUGGAUUUAGAUGUAACAGACACUUCAUUCUGUGACCUACAAGAUAAUUCAUAUAGUAAAGUUGACCUGAAACAUCAAAUUAGAAGUCAUGGAUCAUGGACAGUGGGUCCCAAAGAACUAAAUAAAGGUUCUUCACAACAGAAUAGCAUUGCCCAUCAAAGGAUUUGUAAAGAUAAACAGAGAGAAUUUUUUAUAGACAGAUUAUGUGACAGACAGAAUCUAGAUAUUCCCCAAACCCGCUAUUCAAAGAUGCAUGACACCAUUAUCCUUUCACCACAGUACCUCUCUGGUAGGAAUAUCAAUGGAAGGCAGACAAUCAGUAAUCGGAGAAAAAGGCAAAGUGAAGACACAAAUACCAUGAUAUUAAACUCCUCUUUGGAUCAUGUUAUACAGACGGCAAACAAUUUGAAGAAAACAACAGAACACAUGAUGCAAGCUGUCUCAGAAGAUUUAGCCAAGGUUAAAAUUCAGACAUUAUCCAGUGGCACAGCUCAUCAGUACUGACAGUGUAUUUUAAAGACUAAUAAAUGAUAUCUAGAAGAAGGAAGAGUUCCAUGUGUAAAAAAUUAAAAUACACCACUGUAAA
Candoia aspera is the source of this 2908-nucleotide messenger RNA. RefSeq names its product AKNA domain containing 1 (gene AKNAD1). The record is from RefSeq and is a predicted model, not a curated record. NCBI's taxonomy places the organism in Eukaryota, Metazoa, Chordata, Lepidosauria, Squamata, Candoiidae. The transcript has 17 exons. Bases 1 to 2826 code for a protein of 941 amino acids.